ACAGGUCGCUCUGGCCUUGCUCCCAUCGGAUAGAUCUCCCUUUUUGGCUCUUCUCAAGAUCCUCAAAAAUUGUCUAGGCACUGAAAAUACCCUAGAAAAGUUACGGAAACACCCCACAUCUUACCAUAAUCUACCGAAAUACUAUUUUCUACCUCUCAGCUCAGCUCCCAAUCCCAUCACUGUUUCUGCCUGUGGGGUUGGUGGGUUUGGUUUUGGGUAUUUGAAUCUGGGCUUUUUGUAUUGAAGGUGAUUGGAGGAGAAAUGUGGGAGUUGGGAGAUGAUAAUGUGACAGAUAUAUGAGAUGAGUUUUGUCCUUUAAAGGGAAUGAGCUUUUCCUUUCUGUGAUUUUGAAAAAAAAAAAAAACCCUGAUCUUUUUUGAUUUGAAGAAGUAGUGGGGUGCCAUUUGGAGGAGAAGGGAGUGUUGAAAGUGGCUGAAUUGAUUGGAAAAGGCCACUAUGUCAGUUUCCACUCCAUUUUCUGAAGACUUGUAAAAAAACUUCAUUCUGGGGUGAAUUUCAGUGCGAUUGCAGUUUUGAAGUUUACCGGUUGUUGGAAAAAUGACGAAAGAAUAGUGAUAUUUUCAGGUUAAUUCAACAACCCGUUUCCCCUCUCUUGUCAUUGUCUUGGUCUCCGUUGUUUCCAUGUUCUUUCUUUUGGGGCGUGGACAAUAAGGCCCAUUGAUUACUGAGCUACUGUACAAAAGUCUCGGGGCUGGAUUCUCGCCCUUUGUACAUGAAUACUGGGCGAGAAAAUUUAUGUUUCUGUUUUCUUUGACACGGUCAUGUCUUAUGAAUUGAGGUCAGCGAUUCUGGCUCAUAACCACAUUGGAAAAAUUUUGAGUUUGGUCCUAGGACAGAGGUUUUGGAAUUAAACUUCGAUUGUAGAUUACGCUUUGCAACUAGGAGUGUUUGGAAUGGCAGAAAAUGAAAAGGAAACACGAUCUUUGGCCUUAACGCCAACAUGGUCUGUGGCACUUGUCUUGUCGAUCUUUGUUGCUGUUUCCUUGCUUGUGGAGCGCUCAAUCCACCGACUAAGUAAUUGGUUGCGGAAAACUAGUCGAAAGCCUUUACUUGAAGCUGUUGAGAAAAUGAAAGAAGAGCUGAUGUUGCUUGGAUUUAUAUCUCUCCUUCUCACGGCAACCUCAAGCAUGAUAUCUGAUAUUUGCAUUCCAUCAAAGUUCUAUGAUAGUCCCUUUGCUCCCUGCAGCAGGGCUGAUGUUGAAGAAGGAAAUGAAAGAAAGUCUUCUCAGGAACGUAAACUGUUGAUGGGUUCUGUUCUUCCUCACUCAUUUAGGAGAGUGUUGAAUGUCUUGAGUCAGAAUAGCUGCAAAGAGGGACAUGAACCAUUUGUUUCAUAUGAAGGUCUUGAGCAGUUGCACCGCUUCAUCUUUGUCAUGGCAGUAACACAUGUAUCUUACAGCUGCUUAACUAUGUUGCUGGCAAUUGUGAAGAUUCACAGUUGGAGGGAAUGGGAGGAUGAAGCUCAUAGGGACCGGCAUGAUGUAUUGACUGACAUCACGAGAGAGUUGACAAUACGAAGGCAAUCAACCUUUGUCAAAUUUCAUACAUCAAAUCCUUUGGUCAGGAAUAAUUUUCUUAUUUGGGUGACCUGUUUCUUCCGACAAUUUGGGCGUUCGGUGGUUCGUGCUGACUACCUUACUCUCCGCAAGGGUUUCAUAAUGAAUCACAACCUCACACUAAAAUAUGAUUUUCACAGCUAUAUGAUUCGCUCUAUGGAAGAGGAAUUCCAAAUGAUAGUUGGUGUGAGUGGCCCAUUGUGGGGAUUUGUUGUCGUAUUUAUGCUGUUCAAUAUAAGAGGGUCAAAUCUCUAUUUCUGGAUAGCCAUGAUUCCCAUUACUCUUGUUCUUCUGGUGGGCACAAAGCUGCAACAUGUUAUUGCAACCUUGGCAUUGGAGAAUGCUGGCAUAACUGGAUUUUUCGCGGGAGCAAAGUUAAAGCCUCGAAAUGAUCUUUUUUGGUUUAAGAAGCCAGAACUAUUGUUGUUCUUAAUCCAUUUUAUUCUAUUCCAGAAUGCAUUUGAGCUGGCUUCAUUUUUUUGGUUUUGGUGGCAGUUCGGUUAUGAUUCUUGCUUUAUUAAGAAACAUACACUGGUCUACAUGCGGCUGAUUUUGGGGUUCGCUGGACAGUUCCUUUGCAGCUAUAGCACUUUGCCACUAUAUGCACUGGUUACUCAGAUGGGAACAAACUAUAAGGCAGCCUUAAUUCCGCACAGAAUAAGAGAGACAAUUCAUGGAUGGGGGAAAGCGGCUAGGAGGAAGAGAAGGCUUGGUAUGUUCACAGACGAUUCUACCAUACACACGGACACAAGCACGGUAAUGUCAGUUGAGGAAGAUGAUAACCGGUUGUUCGAUACCCCAGAAACUGUCCAUCGUGGGUGCAUGGAAAUCGAGAUACCACCUGCUUCUCAUAUGACAUUGGAUCCUUCCCCUGUGGCUAACGAAACCUCAAGUCGGGCUGGUACACCUCUUCUUCGACCCUCUGCUUCUGUUUCAGCAUCAGUCGCAUUGCACCUUCACCCAGAAGGUACUCUAAGAUCCUCCUCAAAUACUCUAAGAUCCUCCUCAAUGCCUAUUAGUAGAGAAUGAAGGAACAAUGACCCCCCUAUCAAGAAGAUAGUAAUAGAAGAAAAGGAUAUUGUAACUUAUAACACGAGUUUAUAGAACAAAGAAAUGGAUAUGUAACUCAUAGAACAACAAAGGAAUCGAAAUGUGAGCUUUUGUUGUUUUCUUUACUCACAUAUAAUGAUAAUGAUCGAGCCUAUAGUUUAUCGUUUC
Vitis riparia (riverbank grape) is the source of this 2795-nucleotide messenger RNA. RefSeq names its product MLO-like protein 11. The transcript is spliced from 15 exons. Lineage: Eukaryota; Viridiplantae; Streptophyta; Magnoliopsida; Vitales; Vitaceae. Gene Ontology annotation, biological process: defense response. Gene Ontology annotation, cellular component: membrane. The record is from RefSeq and is a predicted model, not a curated record. Bases 915 to 2606 code for a protein of 563 amino acids.